Molecule: messenger RNA, 794 nt
Organism: Cyprinus carpio (common carp)
Lineage: Eukaryota; Metazoa; Chordata; Actinopteri; Cypriniformes; Cyprinidae
Product: epidermal retinol dehydrogenase 2-like
Exons: 3
Coding region: 37-390 (117 amino acids)
Cellular component (GO): lipid droplet
Molecular function (GO): oxidoreductase activity, acting on the CH-OH group of donors, NAD or NADP as acceptor
Source: RefSeq, a predicted model, not a curated record
AAUUAUCUGAGAUGUUUCAAUUGCAGCUUCACUACUAUGUUUGUACAAAUGUCUCCUAUUUUGCCCAUUGAUUCCCACACAGAUUAUUGUGCAAGCAAGUUUGCUGCCGUGGGUUUUGCCGAGUCUGUGGCCCUUGAGAUGAUAGCUGCGGGGAAGGAAGGAAUCAAAACCACAAUCGUCUGCCCAUACUUCAUCAACACAGGCAUGUUUGGUGGCUGUGGGACAAAGUGGCCCCGACUAAUGCCCAUAUUGGAGCCAGACUAUGUUGCUAAGAGGAUUGUCAGUGCCAUUCUAACAGACCAAGUUUAUGUUUUACUUCCAAGGUCCUUAUACUUUUUAAUGGCUUUAAAAGGGGCCCAUGACAUGCGGAAAAUGAUGUCCCUGAAUUAAGAAAUGUAUCACUUUUUAUCAUUGCUUUGUAUUAAUUAAAACGUGUUUAAAUAAUAAUGAAACAUUUUUUUAAAAUAAUUAUAAUACUGUUAAUAAUACGGUUUAGCAUACAGAGUUUGGGUGUAUGGGAGAUUGGGGUAAUCUGUAAAAUGUAAAUGUAAAAUAAAACUUAAGAAUUUUCUCAUUAACCCUCUGGGGCCUGAGGCUGUUUUGGGGGCCUAGAGAAGUUUUGACAUGAACUGAUAUUUGUGUCUUUUUCAGUUGCUUACAAACACAUACAUGGCUAAAGUGUAAUAACACUGUAAUCAGCACAAACUGGGCUACAAUAAUAUGUGAGCAGCAUGUAUGUACAUGAUUGUGAUUUUGAGAAAGAGACGUUUAUGCAUGGUUAGUGAAAAACUAAA